AAAAUCAAAGAGAAGGGAAAAUAAAUAGAUAAAAAAGAAAAUAAAAAUCUUGAAAACUCUUCUUAUCCAAGAGAAGCAAGGCCACAUCUUCUUUCUCAUCAAUAUUAUCCAUUCCUAGUACUCCAUUAACACUAACAAGAAGAAGCAGAACAAGAGGAAGAAAUGGCUAUGAAGAACUGUUUUCAAGUGAGUACUACAGUGUGCACUAGUGGCAGAGCUGGUGUGGUUUUUGCUCCUGUAGAGAAGCUUCAUUUGCCAACUUCUUGUAAGGGAUUCAAUCUAUCCAACUUAUCAUCGUCUUCUUCAUCUUCUCUCUUCGCCCAUUCUCUCACUCUCAGAGGCAAUACCCAAAAGUCUCGCAUUAUCUGCAAAGCUCGUGAAGCUUUAGAUGAAGUGCAAGCAGUGACAGAUUCAAGCUGGGAUAAUCUUGUGAUUGCUAGUGAAACCCCCGCUCUGGUGGAGUUUUGGGCACCCUGGUGUGGACCUUGCCGGAUGAUAGCGCCGGUUAUAGAUGAAUUGGCAAAAGAGUAUGCCGGAAAGAUUGCAUGUUUCAAGGUAAACACCGAUGAAUGCCCAAAUAUUGCCAAUAAAUAUGGAAUAAGAAGCAUUCCCACUGUGCUGUUCUUCAACAAAGGAGAGAAGAAAGAAAGUGUCAUCGGAGCUGUGCCAAAGACAACCUUGUCUAGUACCUUGGAGAAAUAUAUAGAUGCUUGACAAGACAAUUAAGACAUCUUCAAUAGUUGUACCAGCUUAUGAUAUAUGUUCAUGUUAUUCACCAUAUUCAAAUGACUGGUAUUUAAUGUAAAUGAAUUUAGUUCCAAAUUCUGAGUUA
Messenger RNA from Manihot esculenta (cassava), 832 nucleotides. Its product is annotated as thioredoxin M-type, chloroplastic. The record is from RefSeq and is a predicted model, not a curated record. Gene Ontology annotation, cellular component: cytoplasm. NCBI's taxonomy places the organism in Eukaryota, Viridiplantae, Streptophyta, Magnoliopsida, Malpighiales, Euphorbiaceae. The transcript has 2 exons. The coding region runs from base 163 to 714 and encodes 183 amino acids. Gene Ontology annotation, molecular function: protein-disulfide reductase activity; oxidoreductase activity, acting on a sulfur group of donors, disulfide as acceptor.